Molecule: messenger RNA, 306 nt
Organism: Mollisia scopiformis
Lineage: Eukaryota; Fungi; Ascomycota; Leotiomycetes; Helotiales; Mollisiaceae
Exons: 2
Coding region: 1-306 (101 amino acids)
Source: RefSeq, a predicted model, not a curated record
AUGUCAUUCGAGAUCGAGCAGCGAGCAAUCCAAGAAGAGAUCGCCCCCACCACCGAGCAUUCCCUCCAGCUUGCCAGAAUGGGACCGAAUCCUCUCUCCUCGCUCAUUCCUCUGAUCCCCACGUCCUGUAUUGCUGCCUGGUCCUUGGUCGCUGGCUUACUUUCCGAAGAUUGGAGAGCUACCCAUUAUGUAUUGAUCCUUGAAUCUCUGUUCGCGACUUGGAUGCUGUAUGGGGUUUUCAUGAAGGGAGCUAAGACAGACACUGAAAGGGAGAAGAAGGAUACUAUUAUGGACUUGCCUCUUUGA